Oncorhynchus mykiss (rainbow trout) is the source of this 2739-nucleotide messenger RNA. The record is from RefSeq and is a predicted model, not a curated record. Lineage: Eukaryota; Metazoa; Chordata; Actinopteri; Salmoniformes; Salmonidae.
CACUGUUGUUGUUUCAUCGCACCCAAACAACGCGUUCAAAGGAUCACGGCCUUUGGUUUGAGAUGUAAAAGCCCUAUACGGAUUGACCAUGUAAUGCAUAAUUCCAGCAGGAUGCACAGCCAACAACCAUUGUUUGCAUGCCCUGCCGAAGGACCCUAUCAUCAUGCGGGAUAUGUGGUUGGAGUUCGUUGGUCCCAAGUGUUGACAAAGUGCACAGUUGGGUGCCAGACUGAUCCCCUGGUUAUUAACGGAUGCUGGGACCUACCAGAGGAGCAAAGUAUCUUUGAUGAGAGGCCAGGAGCUGAUCUACGUUGCUAUGCCCAUCAAUGCGGCUCUGGAAAAGACCUCAACUCCAGCCUCACCUCUUGCCUGCUCACCAAUGGUCAUCGAUGGGGAGGUCAGAAUUAGGAUGACCAAUGGGGGGAAGUCGACCAUGUCCAGUAGUCUGCACCUGAGGAUCCCCAACAGCUGCAUCAUAGCACAGGAUGCUUUCUUCAAGGUCCUCUCCCUCCUCCUCCUGUCUCCUCAAUUCAACUUCUUCAUGGUCCUCUCCCUCAUGUCUCCUCAAUUCAACUUCUUCAAGGUCCUCUCCCUCAUGUCUCCUCAAUUCAACUUCUUCAAGGAUGACUCUGUGAUAGCUGUGGACAGCAAUGGGUUCAAGCAGUAUGAUGGUAGGGGAAGAGUUUCUUUCUAUUUUAUCAGCAAGAAGAUACAUAUCAGAAGAUCAAAAAAGUUUAACCUCAUUGAGUUGCUUGAUGCGCUCCACAUGGACAGAAUGAUGAGCAAGAUUGAAUCAUGGCGGAAGGACCCCGGUUCAUUCCUAGCAUCUCAAAGUCUGAGAACACAAUGCUCUGUAGGAGAGGAGGUGUUUGUGCUCAUCGUCGAGGGCUUCUUGAUCUUCAACUACGGGCCCUUGAACGAAUUAAUGGACAAGAGAUAUUUCCUUGAAAUUCCUUAUGACGUCUGCAAAGAGAGGAGAGGCUCGAGGGUGUAUACACCACCUGACCUGCCAGGGUACUUUGACGGAUAUGUGUGGCCAAGGUACCUGAAAAACCGGCAAGAGAUGGAAGACAUGGUAUCGGAUAUUGUCUUUUUGGAUGGAUUGAAGUCAAAGGAGGACUUGCUGGAUUAUGUGUAUGGGGAUGUAACCAUGGAAAUACAGAGUCUCAUGGUUACCAAGAUGAGGACAGCCUUGUGUUUGUGGAUCGUCAUGGCAGUGCUCUGCCCAGGAGAGGUCAAAGGUCAUAAAGGUCACGGAGGUGACCACCACCAGGGUCAGGGGCUUGACCAGGAUCAUGAUCACGGGCGCGAUAACAACCACGACCACGACCACAGGCGAGACCAUGAACACAGGCGAGACCACAACCACGGGCAUCAUCACCCUGAGCCUGGUGACAAUGGUACCAAACCAGUGAUACAAGGUAAUGGGGGGUUUGCCUUCAGCCUGUACAAGCAGCUGGUGGUUCAGCCUGACAACCAGGGCAAAAAUUUGUUCUUCUCCCCACUGAGUGUGUCCCUGGCCCUGGCUGCUCUGUCCGUGGGGGCCAGGGGUCAGACCCACCAGCAGCUCUUCGCUGGUCUGGGCUUCAACAGCAGCCUACUGACACAAGAACAGGUGGACCAGGCCUUCCAGACCAUACUCACACAGCUCAACCAGAAGAACGGAGUGGACCUGUCCAUAGGAAGUGCACUUUUCCUGCACAACACCUUCAAACCACACCCUGAGUUCCUCAAGGACAUGAAGCGCUUUUACCUCUCCGAGGGUUUCACUGUCGACUUCACCAACACGGCCGAGGCCAUCGACACGAUCAAUAAAUACGUGGGGGGAAAGACUCGAGGCAAGAUAGACAAGUUAGUCAAAGAUCUGGACCCAUCCACUGUCAUGUAUCUCCUCAGCUACAUAUACUUCAAAGGAAAAUGGGAGAUUCCAUUUGACUCUAAAGACACAAAGGAGGACACAUUCCAUGUGGAUGACAACACCACUGUUCCGGUCCAGAUGAUGAGCGUGAAGAAGAGGUUCUCCGUCUACUACGACCAGGAGAUCUCCACCAGUAUCCUGCAGCUCCACUACAACGAGUCAGUGUCAAUGAUGCUGGCGCUACCAGAGAAGGGACUCGCCAGUCUGGAGGAGGCCAUAGGUCAGAACCACAUCACCAAGUGGCACAGGUGGAUGAAGGCCAGGGAAUACCAGGUGUAUGUUCCCAAGAUGUCUGUCACCACAACAUACUCCCUCAAGGACGUCCUGAGUGGAAUGGGAAUGCCGGACAUAUUCAGUAAUGGAGCUGACUUCAGUGGAAUAUCAGAGGAUCUGAAGGUGGCUGUUUCAGAGGUGGCGCACCAUGCCUCCUUGGAUGUGGAUGAGGCUGGAGCGACUGCAGCAGCUGCUACAGGUGUGGUCCUCAUGCCCCUCUCCUUCCGAAGCACCCCUGUGUUGAAGUUCAACCGUCCGUUCAUGGUCAUUGUGAUGGACCAGGAGACCAAGAGUAUUCUCUUCAUGGGCAAGAUCAUCAACCCAGCCAACAAAUAAAACCAGUGGUGUAGAAAACAUGUGCUCUAUAAAAGCUGUGGUCUAUAAUCGCAAAUUGAAGCGUAAGCGCAUGCUUUGCCUGUGCUGCUGUUACAUAACCCAUCCAAACUUCUCUGGCUCAAUCUAGCCUGGGAAGCUAAAACUAACAAGUGUGUAAAUCCUCUGUAUUCACUUUGGAUAUUUUUACAACUACUAAAUGCAUAUCACCAUUU